Messenger RNA from Vigna umbellata (rice bean), 1181 nucleotides. RefSeq names its product pirin-like protein. NCBI's taxonomy places the organism in Eukaryota, Viridiplantae, Streptophyta, Magnoliopsida, Fabales, Fabaceae. The record is from RefSeq and is a predicted model, not a curated record.
UCCUUCUUUCAUCAAACACUUUCAUUCUCAUUCAUUUGACCUUUCCAAAGGGUAACUCUCUCUUUCUUUCUCAUUCUCCACACCACCUUCCUAUAUAUACCUUCAACCAUUUUCUCUUCUUCCUCACACUUUUCACGAGUCUUGGAUUCUUGGUCUGCUCCAUUUCACAAAAUGCCACAUAGAAAAGGUUGCAGUGUUUUUAAUGACCCUUGUUUUGUUGCCAAGAAAUUCUUGGCAAGACCUCAGCAUGAGGGAGUUGGAGCUGUUGUUAGAAGAAGCAUAGGAAGGUUUGAGCUCAAGUACUUUGAUCCCUUCCUUAUGCUGGAUGAAUUCUCAGUUACUGCUCCUGCUGGUUUUCCUGAUCAUCCUCAUAGAGGCUUUGAGACAGUCACAUACAUGUUGCAGGGAGCUAUCACGCAUGAAGAUUUUGAAGGACAUAAAGGGACUAUAGAAGCUGGUGACUUGCAAUGGAUGACUGCUGGGAGAGGGAUUGUGCACUCAGAAAUGCCUGUUGCACAAGGAACACAAAAGGGUCUUCAAUUGUGGAUCAACCUUGCUUCCAAAUAUAAAAUGAUUGAACCAAGGUAUCAAGAGGUGUUGAGUAAGGACAUAGCAGAAGCUGAGGAUGAUGAUGGUGUGAAGGUUAGAGUUAUAGCUGGGGAAUCACUGGGGAUAAAGUCUCCAAUCUACACAAUGACUCCAACCAUGUUCUUGGAUUUCUCUCUCAAACCUGGAGGACACUUGCAGCAACCUAUACCAGAAACUUGGAAUGCUUUUGUGUAUAUAUUGGAAGGAGAGGGUAUCUUUGGAAACAUGAAAUCUCAACCUUCAAAUUCUCACCAUAUUCUUCUUCUUGGCCAUGGUGAUGGUCUAGAGGCAUGGAACAAAUCUUCUAAGCUCCUUAGGUUCAUAUUGGUUGGAGGAGAGCCUUUGGGGGAACCUUUAGUGCAAUUUGGACCCUUUGUGAUGAACACUCAAGAGGAGAUUGACCAAACCAUUAAUGAUUUUGAGAAGUUUGCUAAUGGAUUUGAGAAAGCAAGAGAUUGGAGAUCUGAAAAGGAUAUGAAUUAAUCUUUAUUAUAUUAGCAUUAGUCAUUAGUCGGUUUGCAUAACAAGGAGUGAGGAUAAAUUAACAUUGCAAUCCUUCGUACAUGCAAUGUAUCUAAAUGAAUGAAUUAGAC